CUUGUCGUGUGGACUUCAAACUGACUUCUUUUCGGGCCCUUCCCCUAAAAUGAUACGUCAAAAUGGAUGGACGGCGUGAAUAAACGUAUCCAUGACGGUGGGCCCCACAGAGCCCCUGACAUGAUCGUCCGUCUGCAGCCAAAGUCCUGGUGGGGUAGUACCCAAUCCGCGCCCCUUCUCUCGACAUUUCCAUCCGGGCGGUUAGGCAUCAAAACGCCACAGCGCUUUUGCCUGCGAUAGGAGAAAAAAAUGGCGUUCGGCGUUACUCCUCGAACCCUCUUCCUUGUCCCUAGCCCUAGCCCUAACCCUAAAUUCUCCUUUCCAACCAAACGCCUCCACCUCUCUCAUCUCCCUUCUCCAAAACCCCUCAAUCUCAUUCUCCCCACGGCCAAACGCUCCCCGUCCCUUCAAAUUUCAGCUCUCUCCUCCACUGCUACCCCACCUGACACUUCAUCUUCAUCGUCAUCAUCGUCGAAUUCCCUCCUCUCUGAAUCUACCCGCACUGUCUCGUCAAUCCUCGCUGUCGCUUUCUCCAUCUCCAAACUCUUCUUUGAUGUCAUCCAGCGGUUCUCUGAUAAGAUCGGCAGGGUCUGCCUUGCUCCCACCCCCGAUGAGCUGGCGACGAUCCAGAACCUGCGUGGGAACAUGGCCUGUGCGGCGGGGCCUCUCUUCUUCGCGGUCAUCCGUGACCGGCCCAGCGGCUACCUGAACACCCCGUUGACUGUCGUCGCAGCAGGGAUGGCGAAGUGGCUCGAUAUCUACAGCGGGGUCCUGAUGGUCCGCGUCCUGCUCAGCUGGUUCCCAAACAUCCCAUGGGACCGGCAGCCAUUGUCGGCGAUCAGGGAUCUGUGCGACCCAUACCUGAACUUGUUCAGGAACAUCAUCCCGCCGGUUUUCGAUACGUUGGACGUGAGCCCGCUUCUCGCCUUUGCGGUCCUGGGGACUCUUGGGUCGAUUCUGAACAAUAGCAGAGGAAUGUAUUGAUGGGAGGCGAUUUUAAGCGGUAUAUUUUGAGAACAGUAUAAUUCAAGUACGGGUUAAAAAGGGCUAGUUUUGUUCAACCUUAGUUUUUGAAUAUCUUUUUCUUUUCGUUGCUUUUAUGUGUCUUGUUCGAUAUUGCAUUGUAAUUUUGGAUUUCAAAGAAAUAACAUGUUAUUUCUGAGGUUAGAAAUAGUA
This is a messenger RNA of Magnolia sinica, 1176 nucleotides long. RefSeq names its product ylmG homolog protein 1-2, chloroplastic-like. NCBI's taxonomy places the organism in Eukaryota, Viridiplantae, Streptophyta, Magnoliopsida, Magnoliales, Magnoliaceae. Gene Ontology annotation, biological process: chloroplast fission. Bases 250 to 984 code for a protein of 244 amino acids. The record is from RefSeq and is a predicted model, not a curated record. The transcript has a single exon. Gene Ontology annotation, cellular component: membrane.